AGUCGCGGCACAUGGUGAAACUUGGGUUUUUCUCCCGAAAACCUCACAUACAACGUUGCUUCGGCACCGUUUUUUUUUUUAAUUUUAACAUAUAUCAAAAAAAACUUAUUUAGUUCUUCUAGUGCAAUAACAGUUUUUUUUUAAAUUUCUAUUAACGCUCCGAUAUGUCUCUAUCCCAAACAACUGUGUUAAAGUUAUACGAAUCGGUAAUUGAAGAUACUAUAAAUGGAUCUCGUGAUUUUUUUGCUGAAGAAGGCAUUGAUGAACAGAUUUUAUUGGAAUUGCGUGCAUCUUGGGAAGCUAAAGUAAAGGCCAGUAAAGCACUUGAUCCACCUGUUCAACAAGAAGUCACUCACCUCCCUAAAGCUAUUCCUCAGCAACAGUCUGUUGUCAACAAGCAAAUUAAGGGUGGCCAAUAUGCACCAACUAUAGUCAAUAAUAGUGUACAACAAUUAAAAAUGUUACAACAACAAAAAAUGCAACAGCUUCAACAACAGCAGCAGCAACAACAACAACAACAACAGCAGCAGCAGCAUCUACAACAACAGCAACAACAAAAACAACAACAACAGCAGCAUCUACAACAACAGCAACACCAACAGCAGCCGCAACAACAGAAUAAUCUGGUUUUACCCACUGAUUAUGCCAAUAAAUAUGUUCCAAUUCAAAUUACGUUACCAGCUCAAUCUGGUUCACAAGAAUCAGGUCCGAGAGUUCUUUCAAUUCAAGUUCCAAGUUCUGCUAUACAAGGUAAUAUAUUGCAAAAUAUUCUUACUGGACCAGUUAUUACCAGUAGCAUGGCAUUACCUACACAUUUAGCAACAGCACUUUUGCAGCAGCACGUUAACAAUGUUCUACAAGGGCAGACCAUAUCUGGUGUUCAAACUGUUCAAACAACUGAAGUAGUACAACAGCAACAACUCCAACAAAACAAUCAAGCAUUCAUUAGUGGGAAUGGUACUCCAGGAGGGGUGAAGAGAACCAUCGCACAAGUUGAUGGUGCUAACGAUUCUUCCACGUCAGAUGAUGACGACGACGAUGAUGAUAUUGACGAUGAAAUAGGUGACGAUGAUGAUGAUGAUGACGAAGAUGAUAAUAAUGAACAAAAUAGUGCUUCAGAUGCAGAACCACUAAAUUCUGGCGACGAUGUUAGCGAUGUUGACAAUGGUGACUUAUUUGAAACCGACAAUGUAAUUGUUUGUCAGUAUGAUAAGAUUACUCGUAGCCGAAACAAGUGGAAACUCUAUUUCAAAGAUGGAAUUAUGAGUCUCAAUGGCUAUGAUUAUGUUUUCCAAAAAGCAACUGGUGAUGCCGAAUGGUAAUUUAGGUAAAACUCCAUUCACUUGUAUCCUAGCGACAGCAAAGUGUGCUAAAUAUUGUAUUAGUCGUCGACCCUUACCCUGAUGUACAAAACCAUUGUAUGAAUUUUAUGUCGAGCAAGACAUAUUUCCUUAAUAUGUACUUAUUGUGACAAACGUUAGUAAAGGUUUUUGUAUUUAAUUUUAACUCGGUUCUUCUGUCAUAUUAUAUUAAGAAAACGUAAUACUAUUAUAUUUUAGACUUAUUGCGAUUGACAUUACAUCGUGUAGUAGAUAAUAAUAUGUAUUAUUUUAACUGCUAUUAAUUUAUCAAUAAUUAUGCUGUUUAUCUUCCUUUGCAUGUUUGUGUUUUUUUUUUGUAGAAAUGUGCCAUGUUAAAUAAAUACUUUACUUACAUAGGUUUUGGGUAAUAACUAAUAUAUUUAAUUAUAUAAUAACGUAAAACAAAUAAUCAGAAAUACUUGGCAGUAAGAAACGUAAUGAUACUUGUAAAACAUACUUCAGACAUGUAAAAAAAUAAAAUAGAAUAAGUAAUUACGUUAUAUAUUAAGUGAAUUGCCUUAGGAAUGACAAUUAUAAGUACUACUGUUGUGGCCUUGA
Molecule: messenger RNA, 1919 nt
Organism: Adelges cooleyi (spruce gall adelgid)
Lineage: Eukaryota; Metazoa; Arthropoda; Insecta; Hemiptera; Adelgidae
Gene: TfIIA-L
Product: transcription initiation factor IIA subunit 1
Exons: 7
Coding region: 165-1322 (385 amino acids)
Biological process (GO): transcription initiation at RNA polymerase II promoter; transcription by RNA polymerase II
Cellular component (GO): transcription factor TFIIA complex
Source: RefSeq, a predicted model, not a curated record